CUCUGGAUUUUAGGAUCGCUUCAGAUUUGGCCACACUGUUCGUAAUUUCUUGGAAUAAAAGGUGGAGGACUUCCUUUCCUCCUUCUUUCCUCUUCCUUCCCUCUUCCUUUCCUCUUCCUUUCCUCCUUCUUUCUUCUUCCUUUUCUCCUCCUUCCCUCCUCCUUCCCUCUUCCUUCCCUCCUCCUUCCCUCCUCCUUUCCUCUUCCUUUCCUCCUCCUUCCCUCUUCCUUCCCCCACUUCUUUCCUCUUCCUUCCCUCCUCCUUCUCUCUUCCUUUCCUUCUCCUUCCCUCUUCCUUCCCUCUUCCUUCCCUCUUCCUUUCCUCCUCCUUUCCUCUUCCUUCCCUCUUCCUUUCUUUUCUUUUUCGAUGAUGAUGAAAAUUCCGGAUUUGGGGAUUUCUUCUGAUGGUUUACAGCAUUACAGGAAGAAGAGAUGGAGGAAAACAAGGAAAUCCCAAAAAUGCUGAUUUUAGGAUGGUUUUGGAUUCUUCCUGGUGGUUUGUAAUGAAGCCAUGGCUCCCCUGUGGCCCACCAGGCUCAGGGCUGCGCAGAGCCCUCGUUAGAGGGCAGCCCAAUUAAAAACCCAAGAAAACCAUCGUCACUGCUGACCACCCUAACGAGCUGCUCCGUAAUUAAAGCGGUGCAUUAAAAUAUCAUCCGCUGCUGUUCUGCGAUACGAGGGCACCGCUGCCGCCCUGCUCUCCAGACAGAAGAAUUAGUUAAUCAUCUUGUGAAUUAGAGAUGGCUUUAAUUACAGCUGGUGCGUCCUCAUUAUCCUCCUACCACGCCAAGAUGUCCUUAGUUACGCUUUUUGUUCUUUUUCUUUCUGCUUUUUGUCUUUUUUUUUGCUCAUUUUUUCUUUUUUGGCUCCUAAUCCUUUUGUUCUUAAUCCCUUUUUUUUUCCUUAUUCUUUUUGUUCUUAAUCCUUCGGUUCUCAUUCUUUUUGCCCUCUUCUUCUUUCCUAUUUUUCCCAUUCUUUCCAUUCCUUUCCCAACCUUUCCUGCCCUUUCCCAUUCCCUCGAUUUCUUUCCCAUUAUCUCCAUUCUCCCCCAUUCUUUCCAAUCCUUUCCCAUUCUCUCCAUUCCUUCUCCAUUCGUUCAGCCCUUUCCCUCUCUUUCCCACCCUCUCCAAUCUUUUCCCAUUCUUUCCAACCCUUCCCAAUCUUUCCCGUUCUCUCAAUUUCUUCCCCAUUCUCUCCAGUCUUUCAUAUUCUUUACAUCUUUCCCAUUCUUUCCAAUCCUUCCUCUUUCUCUCCCGUCUUUCCCAUUCCUUCCCAUUCUUUCCAACCCUCCAUAUUCUUCCCACCUUUCCCAUUCUCUCCAAUCCAUUUCCAUUCUCCCCCAUUCUCUCAAUUCCUUUCCUAUCCUCUCCAAUCUUUCCCACUCUCUCCAUCUUCUCCCUUCUCUCCAAUCCCUUCCUAUUUUCCCCAUUUCCUCUCCUUCCCCAUUCUCUCAAUUUCUUGCCCAUUCCCCCUUCUUUCAACCAUUUCCCACUCCUUCCUCUCCUUCCCUUCCCUUCCUGCUCCCAUUCUCUCCAAUCUUUCCCACUAUUCCCAUUUCCCACUCUUUCCAGUCCUUUUUUUUCCCCAAUCCCUUCCUAUCACAUUCCCAUUCCCAUUACUUAUUCUCUUCUCAUUACCUUAUUGUUCUUUUCCCCCUUAUUUCUCAUUCUCAUCACUUUUUAUCCUUAUUUCCUCUCCUGUACUAAAUACAACGAAAGAAACAACAACAACAACAAGAACCGCAGCCAAUGCACCCAAAACAACAACAACAAAUAAUUUCACACCCCUCAACACCAACAUUAAGACCCACGAGAGGUAAAUUCCACCCCACAGCACACGGAGCGACGUUCCUUUUUCCAUCCCAAUUCGCCCCCAGACCCAACACAGGGUGCCGAACAGCAGAACGGUUCCCAAACUGCCCUCAUCAUCUAUCGCGAUAUCACAGAACUGCAUCACCAGAUCCCACCCCACAGCACAGAACCGUGUCGAUACCUGCAGGAACCGGAAGAAAAUCCAACAUCUUCCAAACAACCUGCUUGGAAUCUGCAUUAUUUUUAGGGCAAAGGAGCCCCGCGUCGCAUCUCAGCACUUCUCCUGGGCUCGCCAUCCUUUUCCCACCGACGCCAGAAUUAAUUUCCAAGGAGCAGCAGAUUGAAGAAAUCACCCCGUGAAGAGCAAAUGCAUAAAUAGGCAAAUGGAGCAGUGGUGCCACGCAGGGGGGAAAAGCUUCGUAAGCCGGAGGGGAGUAAAACCCAGAGACCCCAGCGCCGCAUGGCAAAGCUCGAGCCACAGAAAAGGGCGAAAGGAAGGCUCAAAAACAAAAACACCACCAAGAAAUCACGAACCAGGAGAGCGCUCCACACAACGGCGUCGCCAUCCAAAGCCGCUACAGCAGCGGAUUUAUUCCCUGCAACGCAUUUAAUCCCUGCACAACCCCUUCCGACAGAGCUUUAAUGGGGAUGAGCCGCCUCUGCUCAGCCCAUCCGACAUCACCCGGCUCGCAGGGGUUUCCUCUCCUCUGUGCCGAUGCCGAUUUGUCGAAGCCACGAAGCGACGGGGGGU
This is a messenger RNA of Lagopus muta (rock ptarmigan), 2561 nucleotides long. Its product is annotated as proline-rich protein 36-like. Bases 740 to 1705 code for a protein of 321 amino acids. The transcript has 2 exons. NCBI's taxonomy places the organism in Eukaryota, Metazoa, Chordata, Aves, Galliformes, Phasianidae. The record is from RefSeq and is a predicted model, not a curated record. Gene Ontology annotation, biological process: methylation. Gene Ontology annotation, molecular function: methyltransferase activity; nucleic acid binding.